Messenger RNA from Parnassius mnemosyne (clouded apollo), 1035 nucleotides. The record is from the annotation of a GenBank genome assembly. Lineage: Eukaryota; Metazoa; Arthropoda; Insecta; Lepidoptera; Papilionidae.
AUGACAAAUAGUUCGGAAGAAGUGACAUUUGAAGAUUUAGAAGCUACAGAUGUAAUCAGUGUAGAACUUGUCCCAGAACGCAAGGGGUUGAUAUUGAAACAUUGUGAAUAUUAUGUAAGUUCAAGAAGACAUGGAACUACUGUCACUAGGAGAUAUAAUGAAUUUGUUCAACUGUGUGACGUGUUUUUUGCCAAAUAUCCAUACAGAGCUGUAUGCCGUUUGCCGCCUAAACGGGUCGUAGUUGGCGGUGGUAGUCCAGUGUUUCUUCAGCGACGUCGUGCAGCACUACAGCGCUGGUUGACCCUAGUAGCUAGACAUCCAGUACUAGCGCAUGACGCGGAUUUACGAACAUUUCUUUGUGAAUCUUCUGCGCGUUUGGAAAAGCCGAAGCACGAUGAAUUUGUCUUGGCCGGCACACAGGAUGAUUCUCCUAGACAAAUGUCGAUGGAUGAAAUGCAGGCAGCUUUCGUAUCAGAGCAGGAGCAGCUACGGUUGGUGCAGCUAGGACUAAGCAGAUUAUUUAAAAUAUUUGAAAGAGUGGAGGGUCGGUGUGAAGCGGAACGCGCUGAUAUCCGAGAGUUGGGGGCUGGUCUCAGUGCUCUCAGCUCGCCCUCGCCAGCGGACUCCCCACGUUGGCUUGCGGUCAGGCAGUCUAUGAAGUCCGCAGCCGAAUUAGCUACAGCGAUGGGGGAAUCGUCAGAAGAAGAAGUGGACUAUGAAGAUGGCGCCGGUGGCAAAGUUCUAUUGGCGUUGGACGCAUUGGGAGCCUAUAGGGAGUUGUGCGGUCGGCUGACGCGUGGGCUGCACGGGGAGCGUGCAGCGGCCGCGGCUGCAGCACCGCACUCCGCCGCCGCGCAGCUGCUGCGUCGCCGUCACGGCUACGCGCUCGCCUGCUCCAUAGAGGAGAGCCGCGUGGCGCGCGCGUACUCGCUGGCGGCGCUGCAGUCGCUGCACGCGCUGCUGCGCACGCUGGGCGCCGCGCACGCGCGCACCGCCGCGCUCUGGGCCGACCUGCACGCCGCGCUGCGUCACUAG